AUGAGCGUCGAAGAACAAAUUCAAUCUUUCAAGGAGUCACAUAAUCGGCUCACUGCAGUACUCCGUGAACGUCAAAAACGCCGCAAGUUGCAAUUAAACUCUGUUGAAGAAUUUAAGAAAAUUUUCUCAAAUAAUAUAAAAGCUAGAGAACUAGGACAGAAUUCGCAUAAUAAUGCAUUUGAUUCGAAUAUAGAUACAUCGCUUUCAAACACUAAACAUACACAAAAAACUGAAACAGACAAUAAACGCAAACAUUCAGCAGAAUUCACUUUAAUGCCUAAAGUUUCACUCCCAGUUACUUUGCAAGUUAAUACUUCUGUAAAUAAGGUAGAAAGUCAACAACAACAACAGGGAGAACAACAGGCAUCGGGUCAAGAAGGUGAAAAAACUAUUAGAAAUGAUUAUUGUCAAUAUUUUGUUGAUUCUGGACGUCGCCCUCAAAAUUUCAUUCGUGAUACUGAACUAUCUCAACGUUUCGAUGAAUAUCCUAAACUCAAAGAAUUGACAAAAAUGAAGGACACUUUGGUAGCAAAUAUGGCAACACCAGCAACUUAUUUAAAAGCUGAUCUUCGAACAUUUGAUCUUAAAUCUCUUGGAGUUAAAUUCGAUGUUAUUUUGAUUGAUCCACCUUUGGAAGAAAAAUCACCAUUGAUCGCAGGCACAAAUCCUGAUUAUUGGAACGUAGCGGCAAAUCCUUCAUUUAUUUUCAUUUGGUCUGGAGAUUCAGAGGGACUUGACCGUGGUCGACAAUUACUCCUCAAAUGGGGAUAUCGCAGAUGUGAGGAUAUUGUAUGGAUUAAAACAAACAAGAAAUGGGAGGGAAGUCGUUUCAUUGAACCUAGAUCUGUUUUCCAACACACGAAAGAACACUGUAUAAUGGGCAUCAGGGGUACAGUUCGACGCAGCACAGAUGGACAUUUUAUUCAUUGCAACGUGGAUACAGAUGUUAUUAUAUCCGAAGAACCAACUUUCGGGAUAGGCACAGCUAAACCCGAAGAAUUAUAUCACAUUAUAGAACAUUUUUGUCUAGGGCGCAGAAGACUUGAAUUAUUUGGAGAGGACCAUAAUAUUCGACCAGGUUGGUUAACUAUCGGAACUGGUUUAUCAAGUUCGAAUUUCGAUGCAACUACGUAUGCGUCAUAUUUCAAUGAGCCUAGUGGGCAUUUACUUGCUUCAACAACUGAAAUUGAAAAUUUACGACCAAAGUCACCACCAAUACGAGACAAUUCAGCAUCAAAACUAGGUGGACCACCGGGUGCCAUUAUGAAGUCCAAAACUAAAAAACAAAAUAACAAUGUCAUGGCACCUCAAAUGCAGCCACAAAUCCCGACAUUUACUCAUCCUCAUCGUUGGAUGCCACCAACAAUGGAUCUUAAUGUAUAUGGAAAAUGA
Molecule: messenger RNA, 1392 nt
Organism: Dentiscutata erythropus
Lineage: Eukaryota; Fungi; Glomeromycota; Glomeromycetes; Diversisporales; Gigasporaceae
Source: the annotation of a GenBank genome assembly